UAUGUAUGCACAGAAUUUCCCCACCGGAGCCUACAGUAGCCAAUAGGCGCCAACCAGAAUCUGCUGUUUAUCCGUUGUCGUUGCAUCGGGGAGUAAGUAUGUGGUGCUACCCCACUCCGACUCACGUCGGCAGUAUACCUCCAGACCCAACCGUGUGCAGUUCCACUCGACCAUUGCCCGCAAAUUUCGGGGCACGGAACAGCUCUCCCAGUGAUUGGGCAAUGUAUGACAAGAUUCAAAGAGGGUGGGGUGACCGGCGUGAUGAGUGCGACACAAGCUCUUGCAUGAAGCUUGUGGGGUCGGCAGAUGGUGGGGUAGCAAUUGGGGUAGUUGAGAACUGGUACACUAUUUGUACGCCAGGCGCUCUCAUACUUCUUCUCCGACUCCAUCUGCACCAUCGUGAGAAACAGCGGUGAAGUGUGCACCUCCAUCUUUCCGCUUUCAUUGGUCUCGUCGAAUUGCACCGGAACGACUAUCGCCACCAAGGCGUAACCACCAUGCCCGAACAGCUUCAAGACCCGAAGGAGUACCAGAAUAUCUUCCACUGGGCAGAGACGCAGAGGGACGGCGCUAUACCCUCGUUUGGAACUAGGAAGAACGACCCUUAUGAGUAUCAAUCCGGCUUCGGAAACAGCUUCGAGUCCGAGGCAGUCCCAGGCACUAUUCCCAAGGGUCAGAACAACCCGCGAUGUGUCAGAUUUGGACUAUAUGCGGAACAAAUGACCGGAACGGCCUUUGUGGCUCCAAGGCACCUGAAUAAAAAGGCUUACCUCUACCGGGCGCGACCUGCUGUCGCUCAUCAAGGAUUUACAGACUUGCCAGACAACGAGGAUACAGAGUCCAACUUCCUCCCCUCCAACAAGCGAGUCCAUGUUUCGCCUACGCAGCUAGCCUGGCUUCCAUUUGAUAUCCCCAAGGAUGGAGAUAUCGAUUUUAUUUCUGGCCUCAAGACUAUUGCUGGCUCAGGUGAGCCAACACUGCGUGAGGGUCUAGCAGUGCAUACGUAUCUUUGCAAUGCAAGCAUGAACCGGAGGGCCGCAGUAAACUCGGAUGGCGACUUUCUCAUUGUGCCUCAGCAGGGAGCAUUAGAUAUCCUGACUGAAUUCGGGCCCAUGUAUGUGCAACCAGGCGAAAUUUGCGUCAUCCAACGGGGACAGAGAUUCAAGGUCAAGGUCGAAGGACCGACCCGAGGCUACAUCCUGGAAAUCUGGGGAUCGCAAUUUCAACUACCAGAGCUCGGCCCACUAGGAGCCAACGGCCUUGCCAAUGCUCGAGACUUCUUGCACCCCAAGGCAAGAUACGAGAUUGAGAAAGCAUCAUGGGAGGUUGUCUACAAACUUGCUGGAAAGUUUUUUCUCAGCAAGCAGGAACACUCGCCGUUUGAUGUUGUUGCGUGGCAUGGCAACUAUGUCCCGUUCAAGUACGAUUUGACAAAGUUUGUCAAUGUUGGCUCAAUCUCGGUUGAUCACAUUGACCCUUCCAUCUUCUGCGUCAUUACAGCUCCCUCUCGCGAUCCAGCGGCGCCGCUAGCCGACUUUUUGAUCUUUAGUCCGCGAUGGGAUGUGGCUUCGCACACAUACCGCCCACCGUAUUACCACCGCAACGGAGCCUCUGAGCUCAUGGGCUUAAUCUACGGAGAAUACGCAGGUCGUUCAGACGAGUUCCAGCCCGGAGGUGUCAGUUUUGAGUGUGGAUUUGUGCCUCAUGGUGUUGCAUAUGAGGAGUUCAAAGCCGCGAGCGCGCAACCGCCGCCUGAGAUGCAAAUCUCCAAGGGUGCAAUCGCUUUUAUGAUGGAGAGCUCGAGGAUGUUUACCAUUACCGAUUGGGCAUGGAAUAGCGACAAGAAGCACGAGCACAACCCCAGGAUGUGGGACAAUCUCGUCGACAAUUUUUCAACGCACGAGGACGAGGUCGAGAAACUCCUAGCUGAAGGCGUGAAGAAGCUUUCAUUGUAGUGUAUUUAGAUAUUGAAGUCUCAUAGAAACAAAAUAAAAAGGGCUUCUCUA
Messenger RNA from Bipolaris sorokiniana ND90Pr, 2006 nucleotides. RefSeq lists its product as uncharacterized. The record is from RefSeq and is a predicted model, not a curated record. Gene Ontology annotation, biological process: L-phenylalanine catabolic process. The transcript is spliced from 9 exons. Gene Ontology annotation, molecular function: homogentisate 1,2-dioxygenase activity. Bases 498 to 1955 code for a protein of 485 amino acids. NCBI's taxonomy places the organism in Eukaryota, Fungi, Ascomycota, Dothideomycetes, Pleosporales, Pleosporaceae. Gene Ontology annotation, cellular component: cytoplasm.